This is a messenger RNA of Sinocyclocheilus grahami, 767 nucleotides long. Its product is annotated as stimulator of interferon genes protein-like. The transcript has 4 exons. Gene Ontology annotation, cellular component: autophagosome; endoplasmic reticulum membrane. The annotation marks the transcript as partial. Lineage: Eukaryota; Metazoa; Chordata; Actinopteri; Cypriniformes; Cyprinidae. The record is from RefSeq and is a predicted model, not a curated record. Gene Ontology annotation, biological process: positive regulation of type I interferon production; autophagosome assembly; defense response to virus. Gene Ontology annotation, molecular function: cyclic-di-GMP binding; 2',3'-cyclic GMP-AMP binding.
AUGUGCCAGAUGGCCGCAAGGAAGGCUUCUUGCUCCUUCCGCUGCCGGGGGCUCCUUCUACGGCUGAUUUACAGAACAAAGUCAGCCAGUAUUCCUCCACCAGGGAGAAUCUGAGUUCUCCACGUCUACAUAUACUUCUACCACUCAACGCAAAAGUUCCAUUCAAACCUGAAGAGGAGGACACUAAUGUAGUCUUCCAAGAAAACCUUCCAGAACUGGAGCGUGACACAGCAGGGGUGCGGAAACGCAGCUACAAGAACAGUGUCUACAAGAUCAUCCAGAAUAAUGAGGCAUUUAGCUGUGUUCUGGAAUAUGCCACACCACUGCUGACACUGUAUCAGAUGUCCCAUGAGAGCAGUGCAGGGUUUGGAGAGAGAGAACGAAAACAGCAGGUCCUGUUGUUCUACAGAACCCUCAGCCAAAUUCUGGAAAAUUCUCUAGAGUGCCGGAACCGUUACCGGCUCGUCCUGCUCAACGAUGAGCACACAGGUGACCCUCAUUACCUCUCCAGAGAGAUCAUCCAGCACCUGAAACAGCAGGAUGGAGAGAUUCACAUGGAUCACAUCCAAGAGCCACCGAAUGAAGUCCAGCCUGUUCCAGAAGAGGGUCCGAUUGGGAAUAUUAAUGGUGCACUGCGUGCCAAUUUCCCAGAAGACCCAGUGAGCAGCAACCCAACCCUCAUGUUCAGCCAACCACAAUCUUUAAGAUCUGAACCAGUGGAGACCACUGAUCAUUUUAACCAACCUAAUGCAAGGAGAUGGGAUUGA